CGUAUUAACUAGUGGACGGAACAGCUUCCUCAACAACAAAACGGCUGAUUCAACCACCUCGGUAGCUUGCUUGCUAACAUAAAACCGAAACAUUGAAGCUCUGUAGAUCAUUGGGUUUGUAUUAACUUCAGUGUUUUUAACAUACUGUCUGCGUCUUUACUAGAUACUCCAUUUAAUAUUUACGUUGUUAGUCAGCUAGCUGACUGGUUAAAUUAGCCGAGCACUAGGCUAGUCGCUAAAGCUAACUAGCUAGUUAACGUCCCCGACCAUGAGUUCAUUAAGCUACUCCCCUCCUGCUAAAGAAGAGGAGGUCUGCUGGACGGAGAAAGAAGUUAUUGUGAAAGAGGAGAAGGAAGAGGAGGCUGUUACAGUUAAAAAGGAAGUAGAGGGUGAAGCUGUUACAGUGAAAGAAGAAGAAGAAGCUUUCGGAGUGAAAGAGGAGGAAGAUAAACAAGAGAAUGUCGUUUUUGUUGAAGAGGAGAAUAUGACUGUAUUAGUAAAAGAAACGGAACAAGUUUUUGGAGUGAAGGAGGAGGGGGAGAUUACUGUCACAUUGGAGGAGGAGGAGGAAGAAGAGGAAGAAGAGAAUAAUGGAGAUCUGAUUAACACCAGAGAGAGACAAGACUCGGAGGAACCAGAGCCAGAGACGUCCAAACCAGCAAGACGACACCAGUGCUCCCAGUGUGAAAAGAGUUUUACCAAGUUAGGGAGCUUGAAAAUACAUAAUAGAAUACACACAGGAGAGAAGCCCUACCAAUGCUCCCAGUGUGGAAAGCAGUUUACCCAGUUAGGGACCCUAAAAUUGCAUAAUAGAAUACACACAGGAGAGAAGCCUUACCAAUGCUCCCAGUGUGGAAAGAGAUGUUCACAGUUAAGUUCCCUGAAAUCACACGAGAAAAUACACACAGGAGACAAGCCUCACAAAUGCUCUCAAUGUGGCAAUACUUUUAAGAGGUUAAGUAACCUGAAAGAUCAUGAAAGAGUACACACUGGAAAAAAGCCUUACCAAUGUUUCCAUUGUGAAGAGAGUUUUGGCUGGUCAAGGCAACUGAAAGCGCAUGAGAGAACACACACUGGAGAGAAGCCUUAUCACCACUGCUCCCAGUGUGGAAAGAGUUUUACCCAGUUAUGGAACCUGAAAGCACAUGAGAGAAUGCACACAGGAGACAAGCCUCACAAAUGCGCUCAAUGUGGAAAAACUUUUAACCGGUUAUAUAACUUGAAAGUACAUAAGAGAAUACACACAGGGGAAAAGCCUUAUCACUGCUCCCACUGUGGUAAGAGUUUUAUCCUAUCAAGGGCCCUGGCAACGCAUAAGAGGACACACACAGGAGAAAAGCCUUACCAUUGCUCCCAGUGUGGUAAGAAUUUCACUGACUCAAGUAACUGGAAAAAACAUGAGCUAACACACUCUGUAAUGAAGCGUUUCCAGGGUUCUCAUUGUGAAAGGAGGUUUAAGAAGUUAGGGAAACUGAAGCAGCGGGAGAAAAUACACACUACGGAGAAGCCUUUUGGAACUGCUCCCACUGUGGAAUGACAUUUACCUGGUUAAGGCAACUGAAAUGACAUGAAAGAAUCCACACGGGAGAGAAACCUUACCAAUGCUGCUCCCACUGUGGAGAGAGAGAUUUCACACAAACUUACAGUUCAUGAGUUAACACACUGCUCCCACAUUUGUCUAAUUUUGGACUGAAAGUUGGUGCUUUUGUGGUUUUGUUUAUGUCCUUAUUGCCAUAUGAAAUCAGAUUGGAGAAAGCCUACUCAGAAAUACAUUUUUAUGUUUUUUUAAUUUCCUGUUUUAGGGGGUAGGGUUGGAUACAGGAUAUGAACCUGGUUUAGGGGUUGGAUACAGGAUUUGAACCUGGUUUAGGAUUGGAUAAAUAGGCCCGAGGUUAAGAAAUGGGAACUUACUGAGGAGGAUAGGCUACUCCAGAGAAAGGCGGGAAGGGUACCAAAGGAAGAGGUGUACCGAAAGAAAGUCAGUAAGCGAGAGCAUGGAGAGGGUGCAGGAGUAGCAGUAACCAAAUUAAAAAGCUUCACCCAUAGACACAGGCAAGAAACGCAGCAGGACAGAAAGACAAAGGAUCAGAGGCCCAGGACAGCCACCUCUGGGGGAGGUAACCUCUCCAAGCUAAUUGACGGAGAGAUGGCAGAAAGGGUUAGGAAAGAACUACUGUUGGAUGCCGGAGCAAGGAGGACAGGGCCCACGGGGAAGAAAGAGUGGCGCCUGUUAGGAAAUUAUGACUGAACAAAUCAUUUUAAAUGGAACUGUAAGUAAACUUAUACUCUGUUAUAUUAUAUCUGAUUAACAAUAUGAGUUCAUAAGAAGGAAUUGUGUGACAGGACAAGGAGUAAUAAAAUGUUAAAGAACACCAUUCCAACUGGGCAGGAACAAAUGGGUUGUGGACUGUGUAAACACUUAAGGUCAUUAGCCUAUGGUUGACCCAACUGAAACUUAGCUCUGGGGUUUUUAGAUUAGGCAGUGAGUGCAUUCCUAGGGUUUCUGUUAAUUAAAACUGUCAGUUCAGUGGUGAUCGAUAAUGUUGAGGGGUCAAAAGUUAUCUGGGAGUGUGUUAGUAAGUUAGAAUGAACUUUUCACCUUACUUUGUCCCGGUCGAGAGGAGGGGGUUCGGUUAAGGCAGUGAAAUGACGUCAUGAUCUGUAUAUAAACUGAUGCAUGUGUUUAAGUGGUAGCGCGCUCCGAGAAUAAAUUCUAUUACCUAUUAUUUAAAGACUGGUCUGCGUCUAUUUUAUGCAAACAAGAAAUCUUACAAAUUCUCAUAAAAUAGAUGAAAGCACAUUGGCAUAAUUAAAUUAUACUAACACGCCCCAUAUGGGCACUACAAGCAGUAGAAAAAGCAGAAGUGAGAGAGAAGGAAAGACCAGGUAGACAGAGUGAAAGGGGAGUAGGGAACCCGCCUAACUGGGAGAAGAUGGAUCAACUGUCCAGGGCAGUGAUGAGAUGCGAGGAAGCAGCAGGAGAUCUAAGGAGGGAGUUAAAAUAUGUAGGGGAUCAGUGGGUUAAGAUAUUAGGACCCAGCAGAAAGGACAAGAAGAGGGGAAGGAAGGCAAUAAGAGAUAGAAAUUGCUAACCCCAUUGUCCCCUGAUUCUAGGAAAGAGAUGUGAGAGAAGAAUCAGAGGGAGACCAAAGUAGUGACCUUCAGAUAAUUAUAGGAGAGUGGAGUAUGGAGUACAUGGGGGAAUAUGUGAAACAUUGGCAUAUAUUCGAUAAACCGGACCUACACAAUUGUUGUGAAGGACACAUGUUAAGCUGGACAACAACUGACCACCUAGAUAUAUGUGGGGGUUGUGCAAAGAAGCUUAGAGGAAGAUUGCAAGGGAGACUUUCAUGGAGAGGGAGACUUAAAAAGUAUGUGCCUAGAUUGCCUGACAGAAGGUAGAGACUGGCAUGGAGAGGGAGAGACUGAGAAAGUACGUGCCUAGAUUGCCUGACAGAAGGUAGAGACUGGCAUGGAGAGGGAGAGACCUAGAUUGCCUGACAGAAGGUAGAGGCCUAAAAUGAGGUUGAUAGUAAAGACAGGGAACACAUGGGAAGUGACAACUGAUAGGGAAGAAGCCAGACUGAGAAUAGAGUACUUAGGACAAGAGAUAGAGUGGGAUAAAGACUCAGGUAGGAUAAGGAUGACAGGACUAAAUAAUGAAAUAUAUUACACAGGAUGGACCCCUCGGUGCACCGGGUGUGACAGGGGCACCUAUGGAGAGUUGACUAGGCAGUCAGCCUCAGGGACUAAAAUAACAAGUCCCUUUUGUAAGCAUUGCUUCUGCAACAUGACCUGUCAUAGAGAUAAGGGCAUAUGGUAUCGGGAGGAAGAAGAAGAAGCCUGGCCCUUUGAAAGCACAUUUACGCAGCUUAUGCUAGGAGGUAGAAUAGUAGCUAAAGGGCUUACCAGAGACUGGAGGUUUGUAAAGAGCAGGCACCUAAUAGAUAGGGAGGAGAAACAGACAGGACCAGUAUGGGAUGGUACAGGCACAGGAUGGGAAGGCUCUAGCAAUAAAAUAUUUAGGCCCAGCAACGAGAAAAAGCAGGAAAAGAGUCAAGGGAAGGUCCGAUCUUGGAGAGGGUGUGGCAAAAGGCAAAAAAGAACAGACCCCUCCCUCAGUGGCCGGUCCAGUUCCAGGGCCACAUUUAUGGGCUCUAAGGCCAUCUGUUGACUGGGGGAUAAAAUAAGAAAUUGCCACAACAGCAGGUGACCAGUAGAGGGAGCCAAAGGCAUGGGAAAUACAAGUACUGGGAAUUAAACAAGAACCAACCUACAGGGAGACUGAGGAGGAGUGGUAUGAACCAACCUACAGGGAGACUGAGGACGAGUGGUAUGAACCAACCUACAGGGAGACUGAGGACGAGUGGUAUGAACCAAC
Oncorhynchus mykiss (rainbow trout) is the source of this 4381-nucleotide messenger RNA. RefSeq lists its product as uncharacterized. Gene Ontology annotation, biological process: regulation of transcription by RNA polymerase II; embryo development. The record is from RefSeq and is a predicted model, not a curated record. Gene Ontology annotation, molecular function: DNA-binding transcription factor activity, RNA polymerase II-specific; RNA polymerase II transcription regulatory region sequence-specific DNA binding. Gene Ontology annotation, cellular component: nucleus. NCBI's taxonomy places the organism in Eukaryota, Metazoa, Chordata, Actinopteri, Salmoniformes, Salmonidae.